AUGCAAGCAAAAAGAAACUGGAAGAUUAUCAGGGCUGACAACAAUGAGAUGGUAUUUCCAUUAAGCAACAACUCAGACAACAAGAAUCUUCAAAUGACAUACAACAAGGACAUUAACAGGACAGACAAUGAGCAAACCCACACGACUGACAAUGAGGUCACCAACAUGACAGACAACAGCCAUACUAAUAGAUCUAGGACAGGUGACAAGGACACUGACUUGACAGACAAUGGCACCCACACAACCAACAACAAGGAUGCUUACCUGUUGGCUUCUGACAAUGUCAUUAACAAGAAUGACAAGCUUGCUGAGGGAUUGGGACUACUCACACAUUCUGAAGAGUUCGAAAGGACAAUAUGUCAAGGAUUCUCUACAAUUGUAGGCCCAUCCCUUUCACUCACCAACAUUGUAAAGCAAUUUCCACUACCAGAGAUCAACUUUGAACCUAUUUUCGAGAGGGUAUCUCUGUUAGCCACAGAAUCCCAGGAGACACUGAGUGCAAUACCUGAAGGAGCACUAUCAGUCACUGAAUUCAAAAAAAUAGACAGUGAAAGUUCGACUGGUAGAACAGUUGUAACCAAGGUUGAGUACCUGGUUCCUAAGAAGUGGAAGCUCAGUAAGGAGGUAUUUGAUAGUGACAGGCCUUAUAAACACAAUACUAGGGAACAGUCCCCCCCAGGUUUUAGAAUAACUUUUACAGCUCUCAAGCAACUUGAGGAAAUGAUCAAGGAACUGGCAGACAAGGAAAAAAAACUUGACAAAUUCAUCUGUAGUAAUCGUGCUGGAGAAAGUAGUAGGGUACAGGAUAACAGAGAAGGUAACAGAAGAGUGCUUGGAAACUAUUAA
Molecule: messenger RNA, 846 nt
Organism: Fomitiporia mediterranea MF3/22
Lineage: Eukaryota; Fungi; Basidiomycota; Agaricomycetes; Hymenochaetales; Hymenochaetaceae
Exons: 9
Coding region: 1-846 (281 amino acids)
Source: RefSeq, a predicted model, not a curated record